UUCCCCAUCAAGUGACCGGAUGUAAGAAAGAGAAACAAAAAGUCCUGAUAGCCUUUCCUGUUGGAUCCUAAGUCGUCAGAGGGGCCCAGCCCUGGGCAUGUGACUCGGACACUGUGGUCUCAGUUCAGCCAUCCCAGCCCUGCAGCCGUGCUGGACAAACCCAAGACAGGUGUCUUGCGGCAACGAGGUCGUAUCAGGAGCCACAAGAAGCCUCACAGCUGCUCAGUGCUUCUGGCCAAAGCCUUCCUCUGAAGAAGCCCUGCUUGAGCCGAAUACAGAGGGAGCCAAGGGGGACGUGAUGCUGCCUGUGAGCCGUGUGCUGGCCUUCGGCGCUUGGCUGGUGGCACAGAGCGAGGCUACACCGAGUGCCCCCACAAUCUCCAUCUUCCUGAAGCCACCUGGGGUGAUCCCACCAGGAGGAUCCAGCACCAUCUGCUGCAUUUGCCAGUGCAGCUAUGGGAGCCUCGUGCUGUACAAGGGCAGCCUCCGGCUCCAUGCCCUGGAGCACAGCGGCAGCAGGGCUGAGUUCUCCAUCUCUAAUGCCACCUUCGAGGACAGGGGCACCUACCACUGCCACUACCUGGAGGGAGGCACCGUGCUGGCCCGAAGUGAUGAGCUGGAAGUCUCUGUGGAAGAGCUCCAUCUCCCCAGACCUGCCCUCUCUGUCCUGCCUGGGCACGAGGUGCUUGCGGGAGUUGACGUGAUGUUCCGCUGCACCACCACACCCCCCAGCACUGGCUGUUACCUGUACCUGGAGGGCCAGAUCCGAGCCCAGCUCUUCUCGAGGGAACAAGGUGACUACAACCUCUCCCACGUGCAGAAAGGCGCCAGUGGCCGCUACAGCUGCCAGUGCUACAACAUGAGUACUUCAAUAGAAUGGUCUGCUGUCAGCAACACCCUGGACUUGGUGGUGAGAGUGGCAGCCCCUUCUGUCCCCGCAGAUUACACGCUGUGCAACGCCGUGCGCCUGGCGCUGGCGGCCGGGCUGCUGCUGCUGCUGGGGCUCAUCGCGGCGGAGGCAGCGCUCUGCUGGGGCUGGAGGAGCCGAGCGCGGCCGCGGCACCGCUGCGAUAAAUAAACGGUGAAUA
Ficedula albicollis (Collared flycatcher) is the source of this 1088-nucleotide messenger RNA. Its product is annotated as immunoglobulin superfamily member 1-like. The transcript has 5 exons. The record is from RefSeq and is a predicted model, not a curated record. Bases 299 to 1078 code for a protein of 259 amino acids. NCBI's taxonomy places the organism in Eukaryota, Metazoa, Chordata, Aves, Passeriformes, Muscicapidae.